AGCCUUGUAGAAGGCAAGGCCCCCUCCUAUCUCCCUUUGGAAACUGUUGAGGUUUGCUCCACGCCAGCCCCUCAAAAACCGAUCAAGGAUAAGAAGACUCAGACAGCCAAAAGAAUAGCCAGCAUUCUUAAGAAUCCUUCACGAACUCAAUGAAGAAGUUAUCAAAAUCACAAGUCAAAAGCACAAAGCCGGCUAGUGUUAAAAGGGACACGAAUGCUAAGAGCCUAGUUGGAACUCCCAACAUUGCCCAAGAAAACCCUGCCAUCAAAAGGCAAACACUGGAAGAUGGAAAAUCGCUGCAGAUUCUGACGAUCGGUAAACCUUCAAAUCUGCCUCACAACUCAAGAACCGGACUCAUCAGUAGCAGUUCCAGCCUCUGCCUCUCAACUGCUAAAAUCAAAACAAAGAAAGAGGACAGAAAGCUGUACGUUCGAGAACAAGCGCCAUUUUUGUCCCUGGCAGAAAUGAUGAGUAAAUUUCUGUCAGGGAUGAGAAGCAGUUCUAUUUCACUGAGUGGUGCUGCUGGAACUAUAAAAACAAAGCCUAAGCUUACUUUAACAAGGACAAAAACUCCUGAAUUCGAGACAUCACAGCAGGUGCGCUCUAAGAUUAAAAGUUCCGCUGAGUUAGAGGAGGAAGCAAUGGCUAAAAUCCCCAAGUUUAAGGCUCGUCCCCUAAACAAAAAGAUUUUCGAGGCCCCAGCUUUACCACCAUUGCCGAGAAGCACUCCGCAUCCUCCAGAAUUUAAGGAAUUCCAUUUGGAGGCCAUGUCAAGGGCCAUUCAGAAUGCAGAAACGCCCACUGUGGUCUCAAGACUCUCAACAGAAUCGACAGCGGGUCAGAACCAUCAAUGGAAAACAGCACCAAAAUCACCUCUUCUUCAGACGUCUCUCAGAGCUCGUCCACCGACCAUCAAAAGCUCUGAAGAACUAGAGAAGGAGGAACUUGGGAAUAUUCCACAGUUCAAAGCAAGACCAUUAAAUAAAAAGAUAUUCGAGAGUAAAGGGGAAAUGGGAAUAUUUUCUCAUAUGAAGAAGCCGCUCACUACUCCUGAGGAAUUUACUUUUGCCACAGAUAAAAGAAUCCCACCACUAGUUGAGGUUGUAGAUUUAUUUGAUAAGUUGUCAAUAAACUCACAAUCUCACCAGGAGAAGCCUCUUCCUAGAAAUACCACACCAAAUCCGUUCCAUCUCCACACUGAGGAAAGAGGGGCGCAGAAGGAAAAAAGAAUAGCACAUGAAUCUUUACAGAAACAGCAAGAAGAAGUGAGAGCCAGAAUACCAAAAGCUCAUCCAUAUCCUUACACAACUGACUACCCCGUGAUUCCACCAAAGCCAGAGCCAAAGCCAUGCACAAAACCGGAACCUUUUGAGCUGCAAAGCUUGCUGAGGCACGAAGAGGAGAUGCAGAGAGAAAUGGAAGAGAGGAGGAGGAGGGAUGCGGAAGAAGCCGAGAUGCGAAAAUUCAAAGCACAACCUAUCUUGAACGAGUAUGUCAAGUUGACUCGUUUCAUGAUUUUCGUUUUUAUUGCUUCUGAGCAGUUUUGGACUUAUUUACCGAUAUUGGAAACAACUCGUGUAACGUGUGCUGUUGACGUGUAUACCAGGGACCCUAUUCCAGUUCCUGUGAGAGAACGAAAGCCCCUCACCGAAGUUCAGGAUUUCAAUCUGCAUGUCGAGCACCGGGCUGCUGAAAGAGCAGAAUUUGAUAAAAAGAUUAAGAAGAAAGAAAUGGCUUACAAGAGAUACUUAGAGGAAAAAGAUUCUGCAAGGAUGGAGGAGGAGGAGAAGGCCUUGAAACAGCUGCGGAGGUCAAUGGUCCCACGUGCAAGACCCAUGCCUAACUUCGCAAAUCCUUUCUUACCGCAAAAGUCUGUCAAAGAAGUAAGGAAAUUCAAGUCCCCAAAGCUGCAUGUCGACUGUAGGAAAGAGAAGAGCAGAGUAGUAUUUCCCUCUGCAACCGCUACCCAUCUCAUCAGGUACAAACCCUACAAAUUCUCAGAAGUCUGUCCCGAAAAGAUUGAGAGGGUUGAUUUGGUGCGUGGCCAAUGGGGAACCGUUGGAUCAGUCAUUUGCUGGUACUAUAUCCUUGAUGGAGAAAAGCAAAUAUCAAGUGCCACAAUUGAAGCCAUAGAUGAGCACAAGAAAUCGAUGAAAUUUACUGUGAUAGAAGGAGAUCUGAUGCAUGAAUACACCACCUUCAAAAUUCUUGUCAACGUGGACACCUCUAAUGAUGGAGAGCACGUAGUAACGUGGACCCUAGUGUACGAGAAAAAGUCCCAAGCCGUGUCGGACCCACACUGGCUAAUGGACCUUUGCCUUGAGAUGAGCCUAGACAUUCAGCGCAGCAACAUGCGCCUCUAUCACCAUAAAUCGGAUGGCAAUUUGUUCCAUGAGCUGUUAAGGUACAAACCCCACAAGAUUGCAGAAAUCUGUCCUGAAAAAGUUGAGAGGGUUGAUUUGGAGCGUGGCCAAUGGGGAACCGUUGGAUCAGUCAUCUGCUGGUACUAUACCAUUGAUGGAGAAAAGAAGAUAGCAAGAGAGAUGAUUGAGGCCAUAGAUGAGCACAAGAAAUCGAUCACCUUUACUGUGAUGGAAGGAGAUCUGAUGAAUGCCUACAAUACCUUCAAAUUAAUUGUCGACGUGGACACCUGUCGUGAUGGAGAGCACGUGGUAACGUGGACCCUAGUGUACGAGAAAAAGUCCCAAGCCGUGCCGGACCCACACCAGCUCAUGAACAUUGGUCUUGAUAUGAGCCGAGACAUUGAGCGCAGCCACAUGCGCCUCGUUCCCAACUAAUUUAAUGGACUCUUGAAUGAUCAUUCAUCGAUCACCUACAAGAUUAUUGCUACAAGAAUUAAGGCUCUACUAUGAAUGUCUAAAUAAUUAUGUACUUGUGAUUGAACAAUAAAAUGCUUAUUUAAUGAGCUUAUGAAUGUACUAAUUAUCGAAUCAUGCACUGACAAGAUAUAAAUGGCCUAAUUUCAUUUUUAGUUCACUAUAUUGGUAAUUUCCAG
Messenger RNA from Striga asiatica, 3016 nucleotides. The record is from the annotation of a GenBank genome assembly. NCBI's taxonomy places the organism in Eukaryota, Viridiplantae, Streptophyta, Magnoliopsida, Lamiales, Orobanchaceae.